Molecule: messenger RNA, 228 nt
Organism: Caenorhabditis remanei
Lineage: Eukaryota; Metazoa; Nematoda; Chromadorea; Rhabditida; Rhabditidae
Exons: 2
Coding region: 1-228 (75 amino acids)
Source: RefSeq, a predicted model, not a curated record
AUGUUGAAUGUGUCGACCAAAGAUUUGAUGAUGGAUCAUCAAGACAAGAGGAAACAUAGUUAUGCUUCCUCCAUCUCUUCCUCUUCUUUUAAUGACGAUAUCGAGACUACACCACAACCAAUCAGCCGUCGUCGUGACAGUCUCAUCGAACAAUUCCGUGAUUUUCUCAGCCGUUCCGUCGAUUUCACCUUCAAAAUCGACAAUCCAUUUGAGAAAGAGAUGUACUAA